AUGUUAGCUUGUGUGUGCCAGCCAACGGAGACUGCGCUAUUAUUUAAAGGAGGACCACCAGUUACAAUGGGGCCAUUAGGUAGCAGUAAAAUGCGUGAAAAUUCUACAGAUGUUAUGAAAAUAAGCAUUUUUCCCAAUCCAGAGCAUCAUAUUGACGAGUGCGCAAAAGAAAGGUUGACUUCAUUAAAAUCAUUAUCUUCUUAUACCGACGCAUCUGGAAAUCUUUUAAAUUUACGUAAAAUAGAACGUAAAGCUAAAUCUACCAAAAUUUUAGUCAAUCCGGUAUGUCCGGAUAGUAUCAGCGAUGAUAGCAACACUUCAAAGUCAGCGGGUGCAAAGUGGAAUGGUAAAAAGAAACGGCUAAAACUGGCAGUUGUCAAAAAUGAAAAUGUAGACAAUCCGAAUGUAGAGAAUAAAGAAAUUAGUCGCGACGAAGCCAAGGAGGAUAAAAAACCAAUAUCGUGUUUUAAAAUCAAAAGCUGGGAAGAUAAAUCACGUACUAACGAAGACAGAAACUCGGGCCGAGAAAACUACACUAAUGAAAAUGCAAGCAAUUCAAUGAGCGCAGAAAAACCCGAUCUCAUUAGACAUUCGAGAAAAAAUAGCAAAGAGACAUUAAUAGAUGAAGGCACUAUGACCGACGCAUCCUUAGGUACUGAUCAGUUCGCAAGAAAUAUUGACAGUGCAACGACGGGUAAGAAGGACGAGUUGGGGGAAGGGGUGGAGUUGACGCUGGGCGAACUGCGGGCGAUGGCGCUCCGACAGCAGCAGCAAAUAGACACACAACACCAGCUACUCUGCGCGAAGGAACAGAGACUGCGAUAUCUGAAGCAACAAGAGGCGCGGCAACAUCAGGUUGCGGUAGAGGGUGAAAGGUUGCGGAGGCUGCGGGAACGCGUUGAAGCGCAGGAGCAAAAGCUUCGAAGGUUACGAGCUUUACGGGGGCAGCUCGAUAGGAACAAGCAAGCGAAUAUCGCACUCACGAGUGAUCUUGAGUCUAUACGAGCGUUGUUCAAUGAAAAGGAAAAGGAGCUAUCGGUCGCUGUUGCGAAGGUGGAAGAGUUGACUCGUCAGCUCGAGGAGUUAAGGCGGGGGAGAGUCCAGCCGGCACCACCUUCUGCUCAUGAGCUGGACAAAUUGCGUCGGGAGCUUAUGGAUAAUUACCGAAAUAAACUGAACGAGCAGCAGAAUGGCAGAUUAUCAGCGCAAAGGGCCGCGUUAGGGGCGCGCCAGGAAGAGAUGCGUAGCAUAGAUCGACGGGUUUCAGAAUUGCAAGCUAGGUUGCUGAGGAAAAGAGCGCUCAAUAGACAACUAGCGGCUGCACAUCGACAACCACAACAACGGACAAAUAUUCCCACGCCAAUGCAACAGCUGCCAAACUAUCCAGCCGGCAAUAACCCAGUGAACAGUCAACCAAAGAAUCAACAAGCGAGAGGAAAUGUAGCAGCCGUGGAACCCUACAAUCACGUACCUCAUGCGCAGAGCCUUCAUAACAAUAAUUUCCAAGCAAUGAAGCAAAAUGUUAUACAAAGUAAUGUGCCAUUAAAACAGCUGACUCAAAGUGAUAACAUACAAAGUCAUUUAACCCAACAAGAAGCUCAUUUCCUACAACAAAAGCAAAUAAUUAAUCCUGUUUUUAAUGGCAACUAUCCUCAUAUGCAAAACGUUCAAGAUCAAUAUCAAGGGCAGUACAUCAAUAAACACGAAAACAACGGAUUUAAUCACGUUCAACAAGGCAUUACGAAUGCUUAUGAUCAGAAAUCAAUGUUUGAUCACAUGAAUAAAUAUUCAGAGUUUUCGAAACAACCGCAAUAUAGCCCUAAUAGUACUAGCAGUUCAAAUAGUAACCAAACUAGUAAAGAACAGAAAAUAAAUGAACAGGAAUUCCCGCCCGAAUUUGCAGCAAGUAAAUCUGAUCCUAAAUAUCAAACUUUGCCAUAUAAUACGAAAUUCCCACAAAAUUCUAAUGGUAAAAUAAAACAGCCUGAAAUAAAUGGAAAGGUUAACGAACCAGAUAUUAAGAAUCAAAAUGCACCAAACAUUAAUCAUAUGACUGUUCACUCAACACCAUUGUCGGUUGUUAACAAAAGCUUGGCAACCCCUCUCAGCCAAAAUGAAGCAACAUAUCAACAAGAGCAUACGUAUCAGCUGCAAAAGUCAGAUUCGUCUAGUAGAUGUAAUCAAGAAGGCAAAGAAAAUCAUGCAUAUCCACAAAACUCUAGGUUAAGUCAAAACAAUAGUCAGACUAAUGAUGGUUCCAGAAAUAGUGGAAACAAAAGUCAACAGGGUAGUGUUAUGAAGGGCAGUUCUCCAAGCUUGCUAUCAAAUACAACGUCUGCCAGUAGUUCUAUAGGAUUUGGGAUUGUAAGAAACACGGCGUCAGGGCUAUCUACUAGUACCCCGAGCUCAAACUUCAGUGGUCAAAAUGCAUCUUCACAAAGUAUAUUGCUAUCUCCACCACAAAGUGCCAGUACGCCGCUAUCAACACCAGACGUUAGUGGUACAGACAAAUCACCCAAGCCAGCAUUACCACCUAAGCCUACUAUUAAGACUCCUCCACGGCAAUCAAUAAACCAUGAUGCAGGUUUCACACAGUCGACGGAGACUAUAAAUAUGCCCACCAUAUCUAUUCCGGAUUCGUCAAAUGACAGUGAAUCAAACAUGAAAGAAACGAUAAAUGGAACCAAUAAUGAUAUGAUAAUAAAAGCUCGACCGUUAACCAUCAGAAAACCACCUUUGAGCGAACAGCCUAAGUUGAGAAAUAUUAACAAUGCUAAAAAUGGCAUAAGCGUUAGUAUGAACCGACGUAUAGAGAUGCCUCCAGCAUUUUUAUUCCCAGAAAUGGAUCAUAUGAAUCUCGACCUAAACGAGCAGAAUGGUCAAAAAGAUAAAACCAAACAAAGAGAUGAAGUAGAUAGAUCACUAAGUAAUAACAUAUCUUUAAAUUAUGAUAAGUCAGAUGAUAGUAAAGAUAAUGUUGUUGACAUAACAGAACAAAUAAGUUCUGUAGAUUUGAACGGUCAGGAUUCUCAGAGAUCUGAGAAUAUUCUGAGGCGGUCAAAGAAAGGAAAUUUAAAGCAAGGAGGAAAGGCACCUUUGGCGAGGCGUGUGAGCUUCGAUCCUCUUGCGUUACUUUUAGAUGCAAGUUUAGAGGGUGAAUUGGAACUUGUAAAAAAGACAGCAACUCAGGUUCAAAAUGCAAGCGCCGCAAACGACGAGGGUAUAACAGCUCUUCAUAAUGCUAUCUGCGCCGGCCAUUUUGAAAUAGUAAAGUUUUUAGUAGAGCUAGGUUGUGAUGUGAACGCACAAGACUCAGAUGGAUGGACGCCGCUGCAUUGCGCUGCGUCUUGCAACAAUUUGCCGAUGGUGCGAUUUCUUGUCGAUAAUGGCGCUUGCAUAUUUGCAACAACAUUAUCUGAUCAUGAGACAGCUGCGGAAAAAUGUGAAGAAGAUGAAGAAGGCUUCGACGGCUGCUCUGAAUACCUUUACAGUGUCCAAGAGAAACUAGGUAUAAUGAAUAAUGGUCUAGUAUACUCGGUCUUCUCGUACUCUGCAUCGCGGAGUGACGAGCUGAGCUUCGAUACCGGCGCACGUCUGCAAGUGCUGAGGAAGGGAGACGAUAACGAACGUGAGUGGUGGUGGUGUAGAGACGACGCGGGAAAUGAAGGCUAUGUGCCUAGAAACUUGCUUGGGUUAUACCCGAGAGUAACCCCACAGCAGGAC
This is a messenger RNA of Brenthis ino (lesser marbled fritillary), 3723 nucleotides long. The record is from the annotation of a GenBank genome assembly. NCBI's taxonomy places the organism in Eukaryota, Metazoa, Arthropoda, Insecta, Lepidoptera, Nymphalidae.